Lineus longissimus is the source of this 726-nucleotide messenger RNA. Its product is annotated as fucolectin-1-like. The record is from RefSeq and is a predicted model, not a curated record. The transcript is spliced from 7 exons. NCBI's taxonomy places the organism in Eukaryota, Metazoa, Nemertea, Pilidiophora, Heteronemertea, Lineidae. The coding region runs from base 1 to 726 and encodes 241 amino acids.
AUGGGAAAAAAAGAAACAAAUGUUGCUUUGAGAAAACCAGCAUUUCAAUUCGAUGUCUCUUCGGGCGGUGUGCCACAGAGAGCUGUUGAUGGCAACGCUGAUACUAAUUACGGACGGCGUUCAUGUACACAUACCCAUAACCGAGGUCGGACGAGUAGGAACUGGUGGGCAGUCGACCUUCAAGCCCGUUACACGGUCAAGAGGGUAGAGGUAGUCAACAGAGGAGACUGUUGUUGGCAGCGCCUGAAAAACUUUCAGGUCCUUGUAACAGACGUCAAACCACAGACAGGGAAAGACUUAAAAGGCGUCAGGGUGUGUGUCCACCAUAAAGGUGGUGUCGGUAAAGGGGCUACACAGAGGUUGACAUGUAAAGGUGGUGUGAGCGGACGUUAUGUGGCUGUACAGCAGGCGAGGAGCCAGCCGUUGACCCUCUGUGAGGUCAGGGUGUUUGGCACAAAAGCCUCUCGGACCUCACCGAAUAAGUGUUUUACGCAUAGGCAUGGUGACUGCUGGGGUAACGACAUUAAGCAUUACGGUGGAAAGACCCUUGACCAGUGUAAGAGCUUAUGUAAAGCUCGAGCAGAUUGCAGGUCUAUCCAACACCGUGGCAAAAGCUGCUGGCUAAAAUGGUAUGCAUGCGAAUCGAAUGAACUACGAAGUAAAGGAAACAAGACAUUCCACCAGUGGACAAACACGUGUGGUAAGUUAGAAACUGCAUAUCUUUAA